Messenger RNA from Plasmodium cynomolgi strain B, 2223 nucleotides. Its product is annotated as ATP-dependent protease. The record is from RefSeq and is a predicted model, not a curated record. NCBI's taxonomy places the organism in Eukaryota, Apicomplexa, Aconoidasida, Haemosporida, Plasmodiidae. Gene Ontology annotation, biological process: protein catabolic process. Gene Ontology annotation, molecular function: ATP binding; ATP-dependent peptidase activity; ATP hydrolysis activity. The transcript has a single exon. The annotation marks the transcript as partial.
AUGAAUGGUUUGCUCAAAUGUAGAAGAGAAUUCGACAGAACAGGUCGACAACACUACCGGUCCAUAAAGCUGCGCGGAAAGAAUGAUACACAACUGGUUAGCACAAUCGUUAGGGGGAAGGAAGUGGAGUGUUUUUCUCUGCUAAAUAAGCCCCUUUUUCCUGGCCUCUCCUACGUACUAAACGCGGAUAGAAACCUUUUGAGGAGUUUCGAAAAAUGCAAAAAAAAAAGUGCGCACAUAGGACUUUUUCUUUUAAAAAAUAUGAAAAAUGAGCAAGUAGGAGGCCUCUUUAAUGACACACAGUUUAUGAUGGAUGUUCCCAUCGGAGGAAAAAAAUCCAAUUUGAAGAAAGACAUAGCCUUCAUUAACGAUGUAGAGGAUGUAUACCACUGCGGAUCGGUAGGGCUUAUCCGAGAGGUUCUCUACAACGAUGAGCAUCCUAGAAACGACACGGAGGGGAGAAGCAACCCCGUGGAGAAGAUCCCCCACAGGAGUAGCUCAAUGGACAGCACAGAAAGAGUAGCCUGUAUGGAUGACUCGCAUGAUGAGAUGGGGAGAAACGAAUGGAGGGGAGGCCCCCUAUUGGACCAAUCCAAACACAUGCAUCGAGUUGUUAUUGAAAUUGCCGAAAAGGUGAAAAUUGUAAAGUGGGUCAAGGGAAAUACAGCCCAGGUGGACGUAAUUAAGCAGCAGAUGUCCAGCGAACGAAAUGGAAAACAAAGCAAACAAAUAAAAGCUUACCAAAUGGAGAUCAUAGACAAAAUAAAAGAAAUUGUGCACAUAAAUAGUGCAUGCAGUGUUGAAUAUAAUUUAUUGUUAAAAUAUUAUGACGUGAAAAAUGUAUACAGUUUGGUAAACCUGGUAGGCAGCAUAACCAUGGGAAAGAGUAGUUCCCUUCAGGAUUUACUGGAAAAAAGUGAUAUAGAGGACCAGCUAGCCAUCUGCUUGGACCUACUAAAUGAAGAUAUUCUAUUGCUAAAAAUGAAGAAAGAAUUAUCAACAAAUUUGAAGAACAAAUUUGAUGAAGAGAAAGAGAAGCUAAUGAUAAGGGAGUGCAUCUCCAACUUGAAAAAAAAAAUAGGAGAAAAAACGGACCACCAAAUUUUAUGCGAUCAAUUUUUUGCCAAAUUUCAAUCAAAGAGGAGUCAUAUGGAUGAAGAAGCUUCCGCAGCUAUCCUACGUGAAGUUAACAAAUUUGUCCUCUACAAUGAACACUGUAAUGAUUAUGCCUCCACAUAUCAGUACCUCAACACCGUCUUGAGUAUCCCCUUUGGUAAGUAUGCCCCUCUCUGUGAAGAUAUCAGUACAUGCGAAAGGACGUUAAGGGAAAGUCACUACGGAUUACACCAAGUGAAGAAAUACAUUCUAGAAUAUGUAGGGCUCUACAUACUAAACAAAAAUGUAAAACCCAAAAUACUUACCCUUGUUGGUUAUCCAGGUAUUGGGAAAACCUCUAUCUGUAAAUCCAUCAGCUCGGCGUUACAAAUCCCCCACUAUAUAAUCAACAUGAAUAACAUUACUAACAUGAAUGAACUUAUUGGGCACAGAAGAACCUACGUGAAUAGCUAUGAAGGAAAAAUAGUACAAGCUCUCAUCUCAACGGAUGUAAUGAACCCUUUAAUCGUUUUGGAUGAAUUGGAUAAAAUUUCUUUUUCGAAUGGCAAUAUAUAUACUACUCUGCUAAACCUUUUUGAUAGCUCACAGAAUAAGGAGUAUAAAGAUAUGUAUGUGAAUUUUCCUAUUAAUCUGGAGAGAGUCUUUUUUGUUUGCACUGCCAACUCGGUUGAGCACAUCCCAGAGACGUUGCUUGAUCGAAUGGAAGUUGUAAAUGUAUAUCCCUACACGAAUGAAGAAAAAAUUUUUAUUUUUAAAAAUUAUUUGGAAAAAAAAAUGCAGGAAGAAACUAAAGUAAGAGAUGUACAUCUGCACAUGUCGGAAGAACUCCUCCUUUAUGUUAUCCAAAAUUAUACGAACGAGAAUGGCAUACGGCAGUUUUACUCUAUUGUUUAUAGUGUCUACAAGAGGAGAGCCUUCAUGCUGCUAAAGGGGGUUACGGGGAGAGUCGAUUUGGGGAUUCACAAUUUGCACGUCUUCCACGACUUUGUGAGUUUGGACUGUCUCCGGCAGAGGGGAGGCGUUCAAGCCGUUCCCUACACACAUGAGGGCAUGAUCAAGUCGCUCGCCUUCACGGAGGAUGGCGGCCAGGUGGUCACCAUAGAGGUG